AGGGGCAAGGCGCAAACUGAUAGCAGAGCAAUCACCAUCAAGCUUGGGCUCACUGCACGGGCUCGGCUGCCAGCUUCCUGCGGUACCAGCGGAGUGAGGAUGGAGGAGGGAAUGAACGUUCUCCACGACUUUGGGAUCCAGUCGACCCGCUACCUCCAAGUGAAUUACAAAGACUCCCAGGACUGGUUCAUCUUAGUGUCUGUGAUCGCUGACCUCAGGAAUGCCUUCUAUGUCCUCUUCCCCAUCUGGUUCCAUCUUCGAGAGACUGUGGGCAUCAAACUCCUUUGGGUGGCAGUGGUGGGGGACUGGAUCAACCUCGUCUUUAAGUGGAUUCUUUUCGGACAGCGCCCAUACUGGUGGGUCCUGGACACGGACUACUACAGUAACACCUCGGUGCCACUGAUAAAACAGUUCCCUGUCACCUGUGAGACUGGACCAGGUGAGAGUCCCACGUUCUCUUAUGGUUACCUAUUCUCUUGCAGGUGUUUGAACAUCAUCCUGUGGUUAGGAUACUGGGCUGUGCAGCUGAACGUCUGUUUGUCUCGGAUCUACCUCGCGGCUCACUUUCCCCACCAGGUUGUGGCUGGAGUCUUGUCAGGCAUUGCUGUGGCUGAAACUUUCAGCCACAUCCGGGGCAUCUACAAUGCCAGCCUCAAGAAAUAUUGUCUCAUCACCUUCUUCCUCUUUGGCUUCGCCCUCGGAUUUUACCUGCUGUUGAAAGGCCUGGGGGUAGACCUUCUGUGGACCUUGGAGAAAGCCAAGAGAUGGUGCGAGCGGCCGGAAUGGGUCCACCUCGACACCACGCCCUUUGCCAGCCUCUUCAAAAACCUGGGCACCCUCUUCGGGUUGGGGCUGGCCCUCAACUCCAGCAUGUACCGGGAGAGCUGCAAGGGAAAACUCGGCAAGUCGCUCCCAUUCCGCCUUGCCUGCAUUGCGGCCUCCUUGGUCCUCCUGCACCUCUUUGACACUUUGAGACCCCCAUCCCAGAUUGAACUGCUCUUCUACGCUUUGUCUUUCUGCAAGAGUGCGACGGUUCCCUUUGCCUCUGCCAGUCUCAUCCCCUACUGUCUAGCCCGGGUUCUGGGCCAGACACACAGGAAGUCUUUGUAAGGCAUGUGGAGGCUUUAGUAUUUAAAGUCAACAACCAUGCAAAGGACUGGAGACUACCAAAGCCUUCGGCAUCCUGAGGCCAGAAGUGUUCACAUCAGCCCUGGUAACCCUGUCUUUCUCUGCUUUCCUAACCAAAAGGGUGAAUUUUUAAAUGCUUACAGGGCUGUUUGAGAAAAACCUUGAGAGCUAGAAGUUGGGUCAUUCUGGAAUCUUCCCUGAAGGCCCACGUGCCAUUCUCCUGUCAGACAUAGAUCCUGACUGAGAAUUCUCUCCCUGUGCAGGAUGCCCCCAGCUGGGAAAAGAGCACAGUGCAUUUGCAAGGAAGAGAAAGAAGGACCAGGAGGAGGGGCAAGUGCUUUCUGUAUUGAGCAGAUCACAAGCCAAGCCUGUUAUGUCUGAGUCUUUAGAGGACACUCUUGAUAAUGGCAGACCACCUUAAAGUGAAAUGAGCAGUCAGUUAAAGGCAGGAAUUCUGCUGCCCGCUUUUCUCUACUGGGUCCCGAAUGGCUAUUGUGACUAUGUCACUACGUACGUCAGAACACACAGGCAUCAGCAACUUCUCGGUCUGUCUCCUCCUCAGCCUAUGUCUGAGUUUCCUAGAAUUCUCCACUGGUCCCCUGCCCCUGCGGCUGGACCCUUAGAUGGCCAGUGGACAACUGUUUGGUGGUGCUUUUUGUAGGGUUUAGUGAAACUCU
This is a messenger RNA of Alexandromys fortis (reed vole), 1805 nucleotides long. RefSeq names its product glucose-6-phosphatase catalytic subunit 1 (gene G6pc1). Bases 100 to 1110 code for a protein of 336 amino acids. The record is from RefSeq and is a predicted model, not a curated record. The transcript is spliced from 5 exons. Gene Ontology annotation, molecular function: glucose-6-phosphatase activity. Gene Ontology annotation, cellular component: membrane. Gene Ontology annotation, biological process: gluconeogenesis; glucose 6-phosphate metabolic process. Lineage: Eukaryota; Metazoa; Chordata; Mammalia; Rodentia; Cricetidae.